AUGCACCCCGCCCCCGAUGCCGUCCUCCACCUCGCAGCCCUCCACGCCCUCGCAGCCGCCGGGUUCGCCUCCACCUCCAGGGCCGCCAGCACCACCCUCUCCGCCGUCAUGGCGCGCUACCUCCGCACCGUCGCAGCAGCGUGCGUAGAGCGCGCCAACCUCGCAGGGAGGGGCAAGGCCUCGGCCCUCGACGUCGCAGAGGCACUCGAGGAUCUGGGCAUACACGUCGGCGAACUGUCAGAGUGGGCACAGGGGCAGAGGCAGGUCGUGUUGGAGAGCGACGGGCUGAGCGGUCUGGAAGAUCAUCUGCGGGAUGGCCUCUUGAUCGACGACGGAAUGGGUGAAAUGCGGCUCGUUGCAGAAGAGGAAAUGCCCGACGAGAGUGACCAAGACGAGGCAAUGGAGAGCGACGAUGGUGUCAAGUCGGAACCGGGAGAGCGCGAGUCGUUCUUGCGCUCCAGGUCUCCAGACCUCUCUUGGCUGCCCCCAUUGCCAGGCGGAGACGCGCCGGUACCGUCUACACAAGAUAUCACAGCCCCGCCGCCUUCAGUCCAACUCGAGUCUGCCCCGAAAUCCAUCGCAGACAGAUAUCGACGGCCCAUCCCAUACGCCUCUUCCCAGCUUUCCCAAGCAUACCCGUUCGUCCCGCCGUCACCUCCUGCCGAACCGCCAACUCUUCCUCAGCCUACCACCUCUCUCCCGAGCUUGGUGACCACGUACGGAGCGAUAGCCGCCGAUCCUUCCAUCUCUCUGCGCCAGAACGAUCUGCGUCGACAAGCUGCCGAGAUUCUCAGGCGGUCUAUUGCCCCCGUGGACGAGUUCACCCCCAAAGAUACCCUCUCCAUCCAUAUCGCGCCUAUUCGCGCGUCACCCAUCGUGCCAUCCCAUUCAGACCUCCUUCCCCCGAAACUCAUUCCUGUCAACCCGUCGUCGGACGGUCUGCUGUCGUCGCUGGUGCAAAGCAUGUCUUCUCCUUAUCUCCCGCCAGCCCUGCGCGAUAGACUCACAUCUCUCCGCCCGCCCGUUGCGCAGAUGCGUAACGAUGAGGCUGUACUCUACAGUAGUGCCGUGCGCGGGCCCGAUGACAUGGUACUUGCCAAAACCCUGGGCAAACAGGAGCAGCAUCCAGAGGCAUAUCUGCGCCGGACUUGGAACCCUGGUCCCAGAGGAGCAGACAAGUUUGGCAGGCGAGCGUUGCCGAUGGGGAAAAAAGUGGUGUGGGGCCAAGAGGGAGAGAGCGUGCCGAGGCGCCAGGCGACGGGUAUGGAGGAGGAAAGGAAGAGGGAUGAAAACGGGGUGGCUGCGCCGGCGCUGGGGGCUGGCCCGAGUGGUACCGCGGAAGAGGAUGGGGCAGUAAGCCAGAACGCGUCGGGGCCAGGCCCGUUAAAGAUCAAAAUUGGUUCCAGUCCUGCUGUCACCAGCCCCGUCGCCAUGUCUGGUAUCAGCAAUGGUGACCAAAUGACCCAUGGGAGCGGGCCUCAUUUGGACACGACUGGCCAAGGGCAGGACGUCGAGAUGCAGUAA
Molecule: messenger RNA, 1524 nt
Organism: Cryptococcus amylolentus CBS 6039
Lineage: Eukaryota; Fungi; Basidiomycota; Tremellomycetes; Tremellales; Cryptococcaceae
Exons: 2
Coding region: 1-1524 (507 amino acids)
Molecular function (GO): protein heterodimerization activity
Source: RefSeq, a predicted model, not a curated record